UAAUAUUACUCAUUCGUAGAAUAUUUUUCACAGAAUAUCUUUCUAUUUCUCUACUAUUACAAAAUCAACACUCAAAAUUCUGUUCAUUGAAUAUAGAAAUGGAAUCUCAUUUUGUAGACCACAUGGGCAGUGGUGAUGUCCUGCCCAUGGAACCCAAAUUACCUGAACUUAGUUUAAAGGAAUAUCGAAACGAACAUCGACUGGAGCCGCUGCAAAAGGAUCUCAAGUUGCCCAAGCAAAAGAACAUCGUCGAGGCACUUGAUGAAUUUUGGAAAAAUUCAGAGCAUUGUGAUUUCCUGGUUAGGAUCGGGGAAUACACAUUUCCCUGCCAGCGACUGGUUCUAAUGGCCUACAUAGAUUCUCUCCGUAAUAAUCCGGAUGUCUUCGAUUUGAAACUACCGGAGGACCUGGUGUCCCCGGACAUCUUCAUCACCCUAUAUCGCUGGAUGACUGACAAGGAUAUUCUUAUAAAGCGCUCGGAGAUCAUACAGCUUCUGUCGGUGGCCAACCACCUGAAAAUCGAAGAGCUGCUUCACCAAAUCUGGACUUGCCUGAAUUCGGAUGAAUUCUGUGAGCAUGGCGCAUAUCAAGUGGCCGAGGAGGUCCUACACUUCAAGGAAUUGAAGGAACUGCACUGUCCCCUGCUGAUGCGAAUCCAGGGCUUCUUUCUUACUUUCGUGUCCAGCAAGGAGUUCCUGCAACUAGAACCCGAAAGCCUGUGUUUUAUGCUCUCCUCGAACGAAAUUGCCGUCAACAGCGAGAGUGAAGUUUUUUACGCCGCCAUUCGAUGGCUAAAUCACAAUUGGCCAUUCAGGCUGAAGCACGUUACGGAGGUCCUGGAAAAGGUGCGUCUGCUGAGGAUGCCCAAAAAGUUGGUCAAGUUGUUGGAGUCACCGAGGGGAGAAUACCAAGUGGAUCGGGUGACUCAGCUAGCAGAGGUGAAGAAGAGCCUGGAGGAGAUUAGUUUCGCUCAAAUACUGAUGCAGCACAAUGAUGGAACGUCGUUGUUUGGCGAGAUUUCUGAGAUCUUUCACGUGACCGUGCCCCAAGCUCGAAAGUUCAUAUGUCAUGACCUGUCACCGUACCAUCACUCCGAUCCGAAUGUACCUGGCCGGGUGUUCAGCUACUCUGACUUCCUCAACUACCUGGCCCUGCUACAGACCCUGCCGCCGGAUACUUUGCCGCAGCUGCUGCGCAGAACUUGAUGAUGUGCCUGGAGGAUGAUGACAGCGAUCGUGGCAUGUGCAAGUUACACAGGACUCGCAUUACCCGGUCAGGUGUUCGUCGAGAUGUGAUUGAAAACUUUUAAAAGGGACUCUUUAAAUAUUAUCUUUUAUGAGUCUUUAGUGUCG
Molecule: messenger RNA, 1352 nt
Organism: Drosophila bipectinata
Lineage: Eukaryota; Metazoa; Arthropoda; Insecta; Diptera; Drosophilidae
Product: actin-binding protein IPP
Molecular function (GO): protein binding
Source: RefSeq, a predicted model, not a curated record